Amphimedon queenslandica is the source of this 715-nucleotide messenger RNA. RefSeq lists its product as uncharacterized. NCBI's taxonomy places the organism in Eukaryota, Metazoa, Porifera, Demospongiae, Haplosclerida, Niphatidae. Bases 160 to 618 code for a protein of 152 amino acids. The record is from RefSeq and is a predicted model, not a curated record. The transcript is spliced from 3 exons.
GAUGUAGCAAGGUCUAAGCAUAAACUUAGUACGUGUGAGAAGCCAAAAAGAGCAUUUUACUGUCCCUGUGGUAAAGGAAGGCAUGCAGCUGUAGUGUCAUGGCUUAAAACUAAACAUCGCUAUGUUUUUCAUUGUACUAUUGACCACGAGCCCCAAAAAAUGCCUGACUGCUUGAAUUGGCUAGAUCAGACAAGUAAAAGAAAACGACAGGAUGAUGAGUUACAACAUUUACCUGAUGUUCUGGAGUCAAAUAUUGCAUAUCAAGUUCUUGUGGAAAGCACAGAGGAGAUUAAGGAAUAUUUUUCUGAUGAUUUUUCUGAAAUUGCAAGCAAGCUGCUUCAGAUGAAUCUGAUCAAUGAAAGAGAGAGGAGUGCUAUAACUGAUACAAAUACUGGGCAGAAUAAGUAUCAGCGAAUGGAAGAAUUAAUGGAACGUGUUAAAGUUGCACUUAAAAUUAAUAAGGAACCUGCUUUUUUAUUGUUCUUAAAUAUCUUAAGUGAGAAAGGUACUCAACCUGCUAUUGAAUUUGCUCGAAAACUCAUGGAAAGAUAUAAAGAUAAACUUUCUGAUGCUCAUCUGGAGUCAUUGUCAAAAAGAGUCAAACAGUAUGAAAAUUAGAUGUUUUAAUUUUUAAUGCUGUAAAAUUCCCCAAUUUCUUUUAUUUAUUAUUAUUAUUACUUUUAAAGUCAAACUUUAAUUUUGGGAGUACUGUAAA